Quercus robur (English oak) is the source of this 1617-nucleotide messenger RNA. Its product is annotated as thaumatin-like protein 1. The coding region runs from base 104 to 997 and encodes 297 amino acids. Lineage: Eukaryota; Viridiplantae; Streptophyta; Magnoliopsida; Fagales; Fagaceae. The record is from RefSeq and is a predicted model, not a curated record. The transcript has 3 exons. Gene Ontology annotation, biological process: defense response. Gene Ontology annotation, cellular component: extracellular region.
CAUGCCAUUCUGUUUUUAAAUCUCUCCCGCAUUUUGCAAAACAGACGCUAGUGUUAAAAAAUACCAACUGCUACAAAACACUUCAUUUUCUUUUUGUCCCAAAAUGGCCUCCGUCCAAACUUCUAUCAUUCUGCUUUCUGUUUCUCUCCUCCAAAUCUUCUCAGGUGUGUAUUCAGCAACAUUUACAAUCAUAAACAAGUGCAGCUACACAGUAUGGCCAGGAAUUUUAUCAAACGCCGGAACCGCACAACUCUCCACAACCGGCUUCCCGCUCGAACCAGGCCAGUCGAACACACUCGACAUACCAGCCUCCUGGUCAGGCCGCUUAUGGGGUCGAACCUAUUGCACCCAAGACUCCACCACAGGGAAAUUCUCGUGCGUCACAGGCGAUUGUGGCUCCUCCACGUUAGAAUGCUCAGGUAGUGGAGCCGCCCCACCAGCCACUCUAGCCGAGUUCACUUUAAACGGCUAUAACGGUCUUGACUACUAUGACGUCAGCCUCGUCGACGGUUAUAACCUCCCUAUGACGGUUGUGCCCCAAGGCGGAACCGAAGGGAACUGCACCGCAACUGGUUGCGUAGCUGAUUUGAACACCGCUUGUCCCACGGAGCUCAAAGUUUUGAGCAGCAGCAGCAGCGACGGGAGCGUGGCGUGUAAGAGCGCGUGCGAGGCUUUUGGGGACCCACAGUAUUGUUGCAGUGGGGCCUACGCAACUCCUGCCACGUGUAAACCCAGCUCUUACUCGGAGUUCUUUAAGAAUGCGUGCCCAUACGCCUACAGCUAUGCUUACGAUGAUGGCACCAGUACCUUCACAUGUGCAUCCGCGGACUACGUUAUCACCUUCUGCCCAGUACCAUCCACUAGUGUAAAGUCAACAAAUGGACAAUUCCCAUCCGCAGUUGCAGUGUCGGCGGGUAGACGUGACACAUCAGCAAAUUUCAUUGGCAGUGUCAUUACGGUGGCCACCGCACUAUGGCGGUUAUCAAAGCUGUUUUGAGUUGUCUCAGCCAACAUUAUUCAUGGUUGCACUAUGUAGAUACAUUUUCUUCCUUGAGAAUAACACCCCCACCGGAUCGAUUUAAGUGGUGGGCCCAUUAUCCGGAUUGAGUCAUCGGCCGACCUAGUGGGCCCCCCACAAUUUUGUCAAAGAGGUCACAAAGUCGCAAGUUGCAGUUGUGGAGUUAAAAAGGGACGGCCUAUAAGAGUUGGGCCCAAAUGGAUACAAACUUUUGUGUCUUGAUCAUAUAUCAUCAGUGAGUGUGUAUCUAGUCCGGCCUAUAUUGCUGGCCUGCAGUAGUUUUGAUUCUCUUUCCAACUUGAACGAUAACUACUUUCCGGUGCAAGAUGGUGAUGGGAAUCUUAUAAAAAUGGAAUACAAACACAUAUAAAUACAUCAUCAUUCCAAACUUUGAUUUGGAGAGGAAGAGCAUGAAUAAUAGCUCUUUUUUUAAAAAAAAAUUAUUAAGGAAUUUUCUGUUUCUUAAUGAUUCAAAUAGUAAAAUAACAUGGGAAUCUAAUAGUUCAAUUAGCUGGAAAGCCUGGGAUGUAAUUUUUUUGGAGCUGUUGCCUACUCAACGCCGCAAUAAUUAAGUUGACAUUUCUUUUCUUUUUUUUUUU